CGCCGCGCUCUGCGUAAUACGGCGCAAGGCGCCGUGCGGCGGCCAGGAUGGAGGAGGCCGGAGCGGCGGUGGCCACGGCCGGGGAGGCCGAACUGAACUGGUCCCGCCUCAGCGUGGCCCCCGAGACGCUGGAGUCGGAGCUGGAGGCGCGGAAGGAGGAGCGGCGGGGCGCGCGGGAGGCGGUGUUGCGGUUGCUGCUGCCUCACAACCAUCUGGUGUCGCUGCCGCGGGCUCUGGGCAGUGGCUUCCCGCACCUCCAGCUGCUGGACGUGAGCGGUAACGCGUUGACCGCGCUCGGGCCGGAGCUGCUGGCGCUGAGCGGCUUGCGCACGCUGCUGGCCAAGAACAACCGGCUCGGCGGGCCCGGAGCGCUCCCCAAGGGUCUGGCCCAGUCGCCGCUCUGCCGCAGCCUCCAGGUGCUCAACCUCAGCGGCAACUGCUUCCAGGAGGUGCCCCCCUCGCUGCUGGAGCUGCGCGCGCUGCAGACCCUCAGCCUGGGCGGCAACCAGCUACAGAGCAUCCCGGCCGAGAUCGAGAACUUGCGGAGUUUAGAAUGUCUGUAUCUCGGAGGAAACUUUAUCAAAGAAAUCCCACCAGAAUUAGCAAAUCUGCCUUCUCUGAAUUACUUGGUGUUAUGUGACAACAAAAUUCAAAGUGUGCCUCCUCAGCUUUCACAGUUGCAUUCACUUCGUUCCCUCAGUCUUCACAAUAACUUGCUGACAUACCUGCCUCGAGAGAUCCUCAACCUUAUUCAUUUGGAAGAGUUGAGUUUACGAGGAAAUCCAUUGGUUGUUCGUUUUGUUAGAGAUUUAACCUAUCAUCCUCCAACUCUCCUGGAAUUAGCUGCGCGGACCAUUAAGAUCCGAAAUAUUUCCUACACUCCCUAUGAUCUUCCUGGGAAUCUUCUUAGAUACUUGAGUUUAGCCAGCAAUUGCCCAAACCCAAAGUGUGGAGGAGUCUACUUUGACUGCUGUGUCAGACAAAUUAAAUUUGUGGACUUCUGUGGAAAGUAUCGCCUCCCACUGAUGCACUACCUGUGUUCACCAGAAUGUUCUUCUCCUUGCAGUUCUGCCUCUCACAGCUCCACAUCCCAGAGCGAAUCUGACUCAGAAGACGAAGCUAGUGUUGCCGCACGCAGAAUGCAGAAAGUUCUACUUGGUUGAACAAGAGUGCAGGGUGGUGUGAAAUACUGAAAAACUGAGCAAAGAUGGUUAGAGAGAAAGCUUUACGUUCACUAGAAGCCUUAUCUUCAUCUUAAUUGUCCACGAAAGAGUCGGGAAUGAUGUAAAAGAUUUUGUGUUUCAUCUACCCAUUCAGUAGGAAUGAGUCCAAUUCCAUGUUUGGAUUCUUUGAAUAUAAUUUACUCUGAAUGGCAGUAAUUUGGCUGAUUGUUUGCAAUUUUCACUCAAAUUUGGCAUGAAUCACACACCAGAAUGGUAUAUUCUGAAGAGCAGUGCUAUAAUAAGCCAUGAAUAGUGUAACUUGUGGCAGUUGAGAUGAAGAAAGUGAGAAAUUAUCAAAGCCAUAAUUAUUACCAGACUUGUCCUUGGGUUUAGGUUGAACACUGUGCUACACACAGGAUUAGCCCUCCCAUCUUAUAUUGCUCAUAUGUUUAGAUUACAGAGCUAUUCGAUAAGUUCAGAGAUGGUUACAUAGGACCUAAGCCUUUCUAACCAACUAACUGGUAAAAUAAGGGAUAUAACUUUUAAGUGGAAUAUUAAAACUUUUCUGUUCUGAUUGUUUGUUCUAUAUGAUUGUUAUUAACCUUAUGUAAUCCAGCAGUGACUGCUACAGUGCCUUAAUCCUAGCAAGGAUAUAGAAACUUAUUCAAGAAAUAAUGCCAGAGCAACCUGUAACCAGACUUAUUAUGCAGAACACUAAAAUAUGCUUUUUUUUUUUUUGGUGGCUGGCCGGUAUGGGGAUCCAAACCCUUGACCUUGGUGUUAUCAGCGUAAAAUAUGCUUUAACAGAGCUAGGUAAACAACUAUAUAUCUAACGUCUGAGCUCAUGGCCACCUUAACAUCACUUUUUUGUUUAAAUGUGCAAUGAUCCCUUGUAAGUGAAUUACUUUUACACUUAAUGGGAGGCCACAAUCUGGAUCAGUCUGUUCAUAAGCUGUAAUAAUAGUUUUUGAUGGAAAAAUCUAGAAGAGGUAUAAACUAGGAAAGCUUCUUUAUAUCUUGCAUUAAAUGAGUGGGCAAAAAGUUUAGAAUUCUUAAGAGUCAAAUAUGACUCCUUUGCUUAUAUACUGAACUGUAACUUUAUAUGUUUUAAAGAAAAACUACUACAACUAGAAAAACAUAACAAGCCAAAUAAAAUUGGGGCAGGAGGCACUGUGUUUAUUAUACACGAUAGAACAGUUAUAAAACUAGUUUAACCAUGAAUUUUUUUGAAGAUGAAGUAUUGAUCAAUAGAAAAAAAAGUAUUAAAUAUAUUGUAUCCUUAAGUAUAGCAGAAAAAUAGUUUCACAAAUGAAUUGCCAUUAGAAAUUACAAAAUUUUUAUUAAUUAGUUUAAUAUGCAAUAGAAAAUGAAUAACAGUACAAACUAUAAGUUGAUAUUAUAAAAUAAUAUAGAAUAAUUCUUACAGGUAAUCAUUAGAUAACCCACCUAUAACAACAUGAUGGUUUGUUGGUAAAUGUUAAAUAUGCAGUAAUGUACAAGUCAGAUAUACAUUAGAACAUCAGAUGAUCUCUUCUGACUUCUGACAUUCAUGACUGGGCACAUCAUUUCUUGAAAGCAAGUAUUUGUAUAAUGAUAUAUACAUAUGUUAGGUUUUUUUCAUAUAUAGUAUAUUUUUACUUUAGAAGAAAAUAUAGUACAGGAUAAUUCAGGGUUUGUGUGUUUAUCUGUACGUUAAUUCAUGAAACAUGAGAGUUUCAUGAACUGCAGUCGUGAGACGCUGCUAUAGAGUGAAUCCCUUUACCUUCACCUUGUUAAAAUGUAGUAAGAUUCUUUUGUUGUUUUCUUUUGUUCUGUUUUGUUUUUGGUUCUGGCUGGCAUGGGGAUCCAAACCUUUGACGUUGGUGUUGUCAACACCACACUCUCCCAAGUGAGCCACCAGCCAGCACCUUUUUCCCUUUUGACUCAGAAACUUUCUACAUCUAUAGAAUUAAUCUGUUUCUCCUGCCUAGCAGAGUAGUACAUGGAUGAUUAUAUCAUAAAAUGGAAGUAAUAAAGUCUGCUUAUUUCUCCAUGUGAGCCACAGCAAACUGCAAACUGCAAAAUUGUGAAAAGUAAAGAUGACUUAGGCGGUACCUAUGUGACAACCUAAAAUGUUUUGUAGGUGACUGACUUACAAAACAUUAAGGUACAUGAUGUAUUUUCAUAGAAUACAGUGUAUUCAUACUAAAAUAUUCAAAUUGUUAGGACCAAAUUUUUCUGGCUUAAAUGCUUCUGCUCAUUUCCUAGUUGAUUAGUAGCUUACUCAAGUAACAGCUUGAGUAGUUCUUUAAGAGUUAAUUUUUGUAACAUAAAUGGGUAGGUGUAUAAAUAUAGUACUUCACUUUACAUACCCUUCCCAGCUUCCUAGAAAGAAGCUAUACUUUUGAUCUUUUACAGUUGUAAAUAGGUCUAACCAGAAACAGUUUCUAGCCUUUGCCAUAUAAUGUAGAUGUAUUCCAGUGUUUCUUCAACAAAAAGUUUCUUAUGGUUUUCUGUAUGUACAGUUGAAAAAUCUAUGAUCCCUGUGCAACUGUCUUUGGUAACUGUUAAUGAAAUCUACAUUUUAUCUGUUUUAUCUUUUGUUUUGUUUUAAUCUUUGACCUAACCUUUUACAAGAGCUACUAAUAAUUUCUAAGAUUUUCCCUGUUUCUUUUCCCUACUUUCCCUUUUUUCAUAACUGAUGAUUAUAGUAACUGGAAGGUGAGAUACAAAGGCUGACUAUUAUUUAAAAUGACAGUCUCUUUAGUCGCUAAGUCACAUGUUUGUAUUUAGCUGCAGUUAAUAAGCUUUAACAGUUUCUUUUUUAAAAGAUUUACACAAUUGUCAAAAUCUAAUUUUCAUGUUUUUGAUAGUGCUCCACUUGGACAAUUUUAGUAACCAAAACUUCUGUAGAUAAAACUAUGUAAGCAAAGUAUUAAUGUAUUUAGAAUGGAAUUCUUCAGUGCUAGUAUUUUAAUUGGAAUGGGUACACUGUACAUUCUUAGUAGUCUUUAUUCUUAGAAUUCAUUUCUCUGACUAUCACCAAACUGAGUUGGUGAGAUAGUCGUAGGAUUUUAGGAAAUAGGAAGAUUAGCUGAUAAUAUUUCGAUUCCAUGCUGCCAGGCAUUGGCUGACAUGAGGACCAGGUGGUAUUCCCUGUAUUCCAGUAGUAUAGGUAGAUUCCGAGGUUGACUGUUUCUAUUUUACUUCCAAAUAUGUGCUGAAGGUGUCUCUUUUUCUAAAGUUUUUGAUACUUUAAGUUACUAACUGUAAAAGUAAAGACUUGCAUUGUAUACAGUACCUCAAAUUUGAGAAAUUUUUGUGUUGAUGUAAAUAAGUAAAAGGCAGUUCACAAUAGUGCAGUAUAAUACUGGAGACCAAUUUUAUCAGACAUUGUAAAUAUCAGGUUUAAACAAAAGAGAAGGGAAAGACUGAUUGCUGGAAUGUUAAGUGAAAGAAAUUUUUAAAAGCAACAGGGCAGGGAAAGGGAAAUCACCAGAUACCCAGAGAAAUCCCUGAGCCAAGAAAGCUAUAGUGAAUUGUUAUAGUGAAUUGUUUAAAAUUAUUAUUAAGUGGCUACCAUCCUUUAUCACUAAAUUUAUUCAUUAUCUGCUAUUGGGAAAUUGUCCACAUCCAUCCAUAAUGAAGGACCAGAAAGUAGGAGAUUUUCUUACAGCCAACCUUACUCUUCCUAACGGGAGAAAGUAAUACCUCAUUAACUUGGAAUUUGUGGUACAGCAGGUAGCCUUGGUUAAUGUUUACCUUUUCAGUAUGUAAAGAAGAAAAAGCAAAUAGUGCAAAUAAAGUUUGAUGUUUUAAAAGCAUUUUAGCAAUAGCUAAUUAUAUAAAAAGUUAAUGAUUAUUAUUCCUAAAUCUUUAUAAGGCCCCUGUUGAUAAAACUUUUAUUCGUUAUAGUGUGUAUAAAAUAGGUUACAUUUAGUUAGAAAUACCUAAUUUUUAUCUAAAUGAUCUCUGUUCUCAUCCAAAGUAGAGAUUUUAUUUCGUCAGUAAAAAUGUUACUCCCCAUUUAGUCUAAAGUAGUGGGCUUUUAAGUUGUGCUGGGUGUUUAACAGCAGUAAGGGCUAUUUAGGUUUUUAGGCAACAUGCUCUGUAAUGCAUAGUUCUGCUUACCUCUGUAUAGGAAAAAGUACUUGACCUUCCCUGUUGCUAUAUUAAGCACUAUACUUUAUAUAACAUUAAUGAACUUAAUAGCAUGCAGUUUUGUAUUUUCAUUAUAGUCCUGAUUUUUUUAAAGGUAGCAGUGUCUUCAGUUGUGGUCAGAAAGUAUGUGCCUUAAAUCCUCCACUCUAGACCCCAGAGUUUUGGGGAACUACAAAGGUACUUCAAAAAGUUUGUGGAAAAGUAGAAUUAAAAGAUAAAACUAAUCUUUCCAUGAACUUUUUGAAUACCUUCAUAUUUCAUUUAAUAAGUUGUCUGUGACAGCCUUGUGACCUUUUGCAUUUGACUUAAGAGAGAAAGACUGUGAUCCCGAGAGAAUCCUUCCCUUAAAACAUGAGUCAAGGGCUUCUGGGGAGGGAACCUCAGUCAUGCAUUCUAUCACAGAGGUCAAAGCUGUAAGGAUCCAGGUACCCUGAAAUAAAAUCAGUAAAAGUACAUAGAAGGUACUUCACAAAGUUGAUGGAAAAAUAGAAUUAAAAGAUAAUAUGACUCCAUGAACUAUUUGAAGUAACCUCAUAUUCUCUUAUAUAUUAUUUUAUUUAAAAAAUUAUGUCUGAUGCCAAGAAAGAAUGACAGCAGUUUCUAACCAAUUUUAUAUUUACAGCAUCAUAUGAAGAUAUUGUUACUGUGAGGCCUAACAUUUUGCCACUGGUUUUCUUUGUAAUAUAGGUUGAAAGGGGGGGUAUGUUUUAAUACUUUUGCAUAUAAAUAUCUUCCUUUGUUUUCUCCUUGGUCUAUAUUUACCAAGAAUUGAUGUAAAAAAUAAUAAUAACAGCUCACUAACAGACAUUAUGCAUUAUUGAACACUCACAGGGUAAUAUUGAUUUAGGUGCUACGAGACUUUUACCUAGCACUGGUUAGUUUUAAUAAUUCAUGUAAGGACAAUAUUCAAUCUAGUAAAUUUUAAAAUCUAUUAGUUUAAUGAAGUUUAUUUAUAUAGUGUCAUACCAGAAAGCCAUGGUGGAAAGACCAUCUGCAUUCACCAGAACUUACUUUGUUCCUUUGGCUGUGAAUAAAUUGGAUAAGACUGUAAGACUUUUAUUCUAAAUCCCAUCUAGGGGAGGAGACUGGUAAAAUUGGCAUUCCUAUUGCUGGCAUUGCAAAAACAUUACUAAAUUGGUUAAUUCCAUCUACACCUUUUGUUUAAGAGAAUCCUUUCGCUAACUUAAAUGGUUAACACUGAUGCAUCAUUUGAGAAAGAAUAUUAAUCUCAGCAGCCACUUUAUAACAAUCAUGUGGAGACUUGUGUGCCUGCAGUUAAGGUUUGUUGUACUUCUGAGCCCUCUUUGUAUUCAUGAGAAACAAAAACAUAAUUGGGAGAAGAUUUUAGAAUAACCAGUAUUUUAACUUUUCAUAAAGUUUGGGGUUCAGAAUAUCACAGAGGAUACUGAGAAUAUAUUGGCUUUUUCUUAGGUCAAAUUAUUUUUUAUGAUCUUAUUUCUUAAUUUUCUGUAUUCAAAAUCUUGUGGAUUAGGAAUAUCUACUAUAGAUAUACAGAUAAUUAAAACUUAAUGGUAAAGUAAAUGUAAUUCAGCAGUGUGAUUCAACAGUUCUUAUUUUCAGGACAAGAUAUUAUUUAUUAAAUUUAUAUAUUAUCUGGUAAUGGUAAGUGCCCUAAAAAGAAUAUUUAAGCUACUUCAAUUCUAGUACCUCUUUCACUGCCUCCCCCCUACCACCCAAGACAUACAAAAGAAUGUGACCUUAUGUUAACCAACCCUCUGUAUGAAUUUUGCCUUAUCAAACAAUUGUGCCUUGUUUUAUUAAAAGUGUUUUGUUGGAAUCUAAUUCUAUGUUCUGGAAAAGUAACAGUAUUUUAGUCUUAAUAGACAAGCAUUUACUUUUUUAAAAAAUCUAAAAUUCUUAUAA
This is a messenger RNA of Cynocephalus volans (Philippine flying lemur), 7187 nucleotides long. RefSeq names its product leucine rich repeat containing 58 (gene LRRC58). Gene Ontology annotation, molecular function: protein binding. NCBI's taxonomy places the organism in Eukaryota, Metazoa, Chordata, Mammalia, Dermoptera, Cynocephalidae. The record is from RefSeq and is a predicted model, not a curated record. The transcript is spliced from 4 exons. Gene Ontology annotation, biological process: signal transduction. Bases 48 to 1163 code for a protein of 371 amino acids.